UUCUGCACUCGCGCGUGCCACUCGCGCGUUUCCACGAGCGAGUGAAUCCGAAAAAAACAAUAAAUUCCUCAGUCUCCGCGUCUACCGCGAAUGGAACUCGUACGAAUCGUUGAUUUAUCGAGUGCGUGACAAAAACGAGUGUGCCAAGUGAUGGAAAAAAAGGUCUAAUUUUCCACGUGUUCACGAGAUAAGAGCCAGCGAGCGAGGCACAGGACAGACUCGCCGGAUAAACACUUUCUAUUUUGACCUCGCGUCUCCGGUACGCGUACGAGCGAGAUAAAAAGAGGAUAACCGCGAGAGGCGUGGGUGUUUUGAGCAAAUAUCAAUUAUUUUCACCGAUGAAUAAACUCACGUUUUUCUUUCGGUUCGCGCACUCUUCUCGCUCCUAUAUCUCAUUUCAGAAUAACCAUUUACGUUCGACGGACGUUAAUAAUCAAUAAUAUCAACAGAAUGAAAAUAAUCAUGUGCCAAAGUGCUACGGAUACAAGGCCUUCGAAUUUUCGUGAAACAAGUGGUGAACUGCUCUAGCGAGUGCUUAUUCUUCGGUAUUCGAAUUAAUGAUCCAAGUUCUUGCCCCACGAAUUCGCGUUGAAAUUCUAUUCACGCGUGCACGCGGUGUUGUUGCAAUUUUGGCACGAUUCUCUUCUUUACUGCUCAACUUUUUUCAGCCAAUUAUUGUUUGGCACGAUAAAAAGUGCAUGGACGGCGUCGGAGAAUAACGGCUCAGCUGACUACUCUGUGAUCGUUCUCUCUCGGUCUCCUCCUCUUUGAAAGUCCCCGUCCCGGAGUCUAGAGAGAAAAAUAAGAUCGCUGCCUCUCGGAUCGUGUUUUCCUCGCGUGAUCCUAAACUUUCGAGCGAAAACUACGUUAUACGAGUGGAUAGUAAAAAUAAAGUAAAAUAUACGAAAAAUCGUGUUUCGGUGUGUGAGCGAGGGAGAAGUAGAAAAUCGUAUAUAUUCUUCGAGGAAUUCCGAGGAAAAAGGACGAAAAAGGCAAAGUCGUUGAUCCAAGAACGAAGCAAGAACCAAAUAAAACGCCGCAGUAAUAAAAGAAGGAUAGAAGAAAUAGGAGAAACAAAUGGGUGUAUAGCUGGAAAGCUAAUCGCCCGCGCGAUUCUCUUUCGAAGCCAAAAGGGCUAUAUUUACGCUCGCGGGAGCGAGCGAGCGCCUCCUCCCCGUAGCGUUGCAAUACGAAGAGAUCGUAGCCAGUUCUUUCACCUUCGAUUCUCGUGAGAAAGGAACUCGCGUGAGAAAGGAGCCCUUUCAAAAUUCCAACAAAAAAAUAACAUAUAUUUAUAUAUAUAUAUAUAUAUAUAUACAUACGUAUACGUAUACGAAAAUCAUAGAAAUAAAGUUGACGGAAACUCGUGCAUGCACCGGCAUUCAUAGAUAUUCAUCUUUCUUAUUUAUUCUUCUUCCUGUGACAAUAAUACAUUGCCAAAAAGACCAGCUGAUGAUCGUCAGAAUGCAAAGUCCGGAACUUCCGAUCUCGAUCGACGAGAUUUCUUUAUUCACUGUCUCGCAGUAAAAUAACAGCCGACACAAGGAUCAAAAUUCCCCCGAGUGAUCCGUUUUUUUUUUAACAAACAUUUUUCAUUUUCUUAUUUGAAUUCCGACAUCGUCGACAUUUUUUCCGCCCAAGUGAGUGAGUGCUGCUAAUCUUUUUGUCAUGAUGGGUGUUUUGAGAUGGAGGCACGAUCUCAGAUCGGAAGCCGGCCAACAACAACAACAGCAACAACAACAACAACAAAGGGGCGGGGGACCGUCCCACACGAAUACGCUCACUAAAUUAGUAACACAGACCUCGAGAGACGAGAGACAACAGCAGCAACAACAUCAACAGGCAUCGAGUCCGGGCUCGCAGACUCUCACCCCAAGCCCGUCACCCUCACCGGUUGGCGAUGCCCCUCUUGGACGAGCUCUCAUGGAGGCAGCUCUGCAACAAGCCGCCUCAAGUACGGGGGUCAACGGUAUCGGUGGCGGAGGAGGGAGCGGAGGUUGCGGUGGCUCACCGUCGAGUCAACAGCAGCAACCGCCGAUGGUUGUGACACCACCUGGGUACUGGGUCGACGGUACCGAUCAUCGACACGCCCUCGAUUCAGCGGGCAGAGCUUUGCUUCCGGCACAGCCGGCUUGGCAGCCGCGGAUCGAUCAGGACGACACCGCCAAGUGCUAUCGACGUUUCUUCGUUGGAAGGGAGCACGUAAACCUGGUUGGACGUGACGGCGAGAACGGACCAGUUUUGGUCUCGGUUAAGGCCGAAACAGUCGCAGGUCAGGAACACUGGCGGGUAUUGCUCCGAUUACGGGCGGGAUCGACGCACGAACUCGUCCCAGCGGCGACUCUUGGACCAAAUCCCUCACCCGCCAAAAUGGUCAAGGCCAUUAACGAAUCCCUAAACGUGAGCACACUCACCCCCGUUGUUUGCUCGGGGGCUGGUACACUCAUUGCCAAAUAUGACGAGCACGCGCUUGUGUCCAGAUUCAAAUUUGGUGUCCUUCACCAGAGGGCUGGACAGAUAACUGAGGAACAACUUUUCGGAAAUCGACAAAUAACACCGGCCUUCCAGGAAUUUCUCGAUCUGCUCGGUCAAAAAAUCGAUCUUAAAGAUCACAAGGGUUAUCGCGGUGGUUUGGACACGAGACACGGCCAAACAGGGGAUUCAGCGGUCUACGAGGUAUUUCGCGGUCGGGAAGUAUUGUUCCACGUCGCUUCGUUGUUGCCCUACAGUCCCGGAGAUGCGCAACAAUUACAACGCAAACGGCACAUCGGCAAUGACAUCGUUGCUAUUAUUUUUCAAGAGGAACCAACUCCCUUCAGUCCUGACAUGAUUGCCAGCCAUUUUCUACACGCUUUUAUCGUCGUACAGGCCGUUGAACCUUGCACACCGAAUACCAGGUACAAAGUGAGCGUGACAGCGAGGGAUGACGUGCCCUGGUUCGGCCCACACCUGCCUACGCCCGCUGUAUUUCUCCGUGGCGUCGAGUUCAAAGAGUUUUUAUUAACGAAACUCGUAAACGCCGAGAAUGCUGCUUACAAAGCGGAAAAGUUUGCCAAGCUCGAGCUAAGGACUCGUUGCGCUCUAUUGGAAUCGUUGACGGAGGAAUUGCAAUCGAAAACGAGCGACUUUCUCGGUGCGGGAAUACCAGGACCCGGAGGGUCGUUCGGUUCGGGUUCGACGUGUCCGGUGAGUCCAACGGCGAGUGACGCGUCAGGAUCAGGCGGCGGGGGAGGAAGCGGCGGCGGCGGCGGCGGUGGCGGGAGUGGUUCGAGAUUCAUCGAUACUGUGAGAAAAGCUUUAAUCUCAAGAGUGAGAAACGCUUCGACGGAGAGCGUGCCGCAACAAUUGGCCAAGAAAACGAGCUCGGAGCCAAGUCCACCGAGUAAUCGACAGACGAGCUCGAAAACGAGUGGAAAACGGUCGGUCGAGCCCUCGAGUCCUCUCGGCUCACCGGAUUUGACCCUGAGGCGAGAUUCCGAUCGAGCAAGUCCGAGCCUCUGUAGCCAGGACUCGAGUUUAUCGAACACGGACAAUCAGGACAGCAGUUUGGCGACGCUACAACCGGACGAUUUGGAUCAGCGCGAAUCAGCGAUUUCAGUCGCUUCGAAUUCCAACAAUCCCCCCCUCAAUGGCACAACCAACAACGAUAUUACAAUAACGAAUGAUAAAAUUCAUCCCGGCUCGCUUUCACCGUUUCAACGCUUGACGCACGAAAAUCUUCGCAAGAGGGACGAGCCCAAAGUCGAUCCGACUCAGCAACGCGUCGUUUCGGAGAGCGACGACAGCUCGCUCAACAGCGAACUCGAGCUCGAUCAAGCCGUCUAUCCCGAUAGCGAUACCGGCCUCGAAUCCAUGAGCUCCGCUGAAACUCACGAUCCCGCCGCGGCCGUUCCUCCGACCAUUGCUACACGUUCCAAAGAUCCCACCAACGAGAACGAAAAUCUCAGGCUCGAAGUCACCAGACUCAAGUGCGACAAACUCGACUUGCUCAGGCAAAACGUCACGUGCCAAAGGGACAUUAAACAGCUACGGGAGAAGGAACUGCAAUUGCAGUCGGAUUUAGCAGCGGCUUCCAAAGAGAUUCUUCGGCUCCGAGCAAUGCUGAAAGAGUGCUCGUCGAGUAUACCGAUGGACAACAAUAAUCAGCAGACUUCCACAGUAUGAGGAGCGCGUCUAAACGCGAAAACACGGCGAACGCGUAAUUAAUGAAAAAAAGGGGAGGAGUGUUAUAAGAAAAUCCGCUUGAAGCGGAGCGUUUAGGAUUCUCGUUGCAAUUAUUAGCAUUUAUUCGUUGCCUGCUCGGUUGAUUCAUCCGCGAGGCUACAAAUUUAGUAUAGCGCGUGUCAGCGCGCGACGAGAAAAAUAAAUAAAUAAGACGAAACGAGGCGGCGGAAAGGAGAAGAAAGGGCAGAGAAUUCGGAUGAAUAUCCGACCGCAAGUAUUUAUCGAUUUAUUUAUUGACAUAGAAUAAUAAAGUGAAGAAAGAAAGGGGAAAACCGUUGCCUCUGUCGCUCCAGGAGUUAGUCAAUGUAUAGAGAAACCGAGUUAUACAAAAAAAAAAAAACACACGCGCGUCGAAGCGAAUGACAAGACGGAAAAGAAGAAACUUUGUCCGUUUAGUGAGCCACCGUAACGAGCAAGGAAAUCCGAGCAAAAGUCCAAUCGCACUUAGACCGCGUAUAAUCGCACUUAAUUUUAAGCGACGUCGCGAAAAAAAAGAAAAAAAAAACGUGAAGAAGUAUGAAAGGAGAAAGAAAAAAUCGCAAAAAUGUCUAUUUCGUCUCGAGCACGUGCGAUUAGCGCCAAUCUUUUUAUCAGGAUCGAAAGAUUUCGCCUGAAGAAGACUAUCUUCGGUCGUCACGCCCGAAAUGUGAGACGCCUUUUGUGAGAAUUUAUUUGGAUUAAUUAGACAAUUGGUCGCAAAUGAUCGCGAUUGAAUACCGCGGACUGGAUUAACCAAAUCUCAUUAAUUGUUCCGACUUUUGUAAGCGUUUCAAGAUCGUCGUUCGUUUUCGUCAAUCCCCUGUAACACGGCGCUUUCUCCAUCUUCUAUCGAUAUUCGUUUCGAACAAUAAUUUAAGUUCCAUCAACGGUUAAGAAGAAUUUUGUAAUGGCAUCCUCUCACUACCACUUCUCCAGCCACACGGAUAUUUAUAUAUGUUUGCGCGUAUAUUAUUAACAUUAUUAUUAUAACUAUCAUUAUAUCAUUUUUAUUAUUAGUUGUACGAAAUUAACUUCGUUGUAUUUUUAUACCGUUUUAUGUAAAUAGGCUUAUAUAUCACUAUUUUUCGGGGUAUCAAUCCCAAAAAGUAAGGACACGCGACUCGAGUCCUCGCCGAUCGCAUAACAAUACCAAAGUUUAACGUAGAAAAGAACAUUUUUUACUCCUUCUUUUUUCUCGUUCUACCACUAUUUCUAUCUUUUUCUUGCUCUCUCGGGUUACCUCUCACAUGGGGGUAUGAGCAACGUUCGAAUAUCUAAUAAUUUGAUUUUUUUUAGUCUUUUCCAAAUUUGAGUUUCCUACAAUUUAUUCUACUAUUUUUCCAAUUGUUUUUUCACGUAACUCGAUACGUUUCAUUUUAUUUAUUUAUUUUAUUUCGAUUGAGAAAUCAAUUUUAAAGUGAUAACUAAUUUGCAAUGAAAAUUUAUUUUUAGCGAGUAAUUAAUUGUAAUUCAAAUCCGUAAGAAAUUUAUCUAUAACCUCGUUAAUAAUUGAAUCGAACGGUGCUUAUCGCCGAUCUCACUGCUCCUCCUUUCCCCUUUUCUACCUUCGCUCCGGAAGAAAAUACUACUUUUUUGCCAGUCAAUGUAAAGCUUGAUUAAAGUUUUACUCGAAAAACUUUUAUCAAUAAUUACAUAACACCAUUCAUCACCACUGCCUGUUUGAGAAAGACCAUUGAAAAGCGUCCAUCUCCGUUCCACUGUAAAUAAAUUGAAAAAAAAAAGAAAAAAACGGUUCCAAAAUGGACGAAUAUCGUGAGAUAUCGCGUUGCAUUUGCGAAUGUUUCCCGAAUCACUUUGAUCUUCUCAAUACAACUGACUACAUAAAACGACUCCCUUAAAGUCGAAUCGCACGAAAAUAUGAGAAAUUUGUUUUUUUUUUUGCACCUUAGAUAACGUGUAAACGAAAGGAAAUACGAGGGUCUCUCUCGCGCGCGCGCACUGAUGACCAACGGUCGGCGUACCGCUAUUUUUUUUUUCGUUAAUUCAACAAUAUGCGGAAAGAAGCACAAAAAGUAAAGAAACAAGGAAAAAAGAAUAUUACUUUGACCGCCAAGAGAAAAUAAUUAUCAAUAUUCUUGUGUGAUUUCUACACGCUGGCCUUCCAAAAUCAAAGAAAAAAACAAAAAAUAUAUCUAUAUAAACUGAUGAGGAGAUAUAUUAAGAGAAAGAGACACUCGUUUCAAUUAUAUAUUGCGAGAGAACUACUACAAAUUCUAUAGACAAAUAUAUAUAUAACUGAUAUGCAUAUAUAUAUAUAUCUCUCUCUCUAUAUUAUAUAUAUAGGUAUAAAUAAACAUAUAUAUAUUUUAUAUUUAACAAUGGUCCUCUGGAGUAUCCCGGAGGACGCUGUUCUUGCGACACCGGAAACUGUAACUUGCCCCAUUUUUCCGGUGCAAGUUGAAACCCCCACAGUUACUGUAUAGACGAAAGAAAUUCAAAGAAAAACAAGCACACAAAAAAUU
This is a messenger RNA of Venturia canescens, 6686 nucleotides long. Its product is annotated as rap1 GTPase-activating protein 1-like. The transcript is spliced from 8 exons. Gene Ontology annotation, molecular function: GTPase activator activity. The record is from RefSeq and is a predicted model, not a curated record. Gene Ontology annotation, cellular component: cytoplasm. Gene Ontology annotation, biological process: regulation of small GTPase mediated signal transduction; activation of GTPase activity. The coding region runs from base 1669 to 4164 and encodes 831 amino acids. Lineage: Eukaryota; Metazoa; Arthropoda; Insecta; Hymenoptera; Ichneumonidae.